This is a messenger RNA of Cladocopium goreaui, 1161 nucleotides long. The record is from the annotation of a GenBank genome assembly. Lineage: Eukaryota; Dinophyceae; Suessiales; Symbiodiniaceae.
AUGAGCACGAUACCAUGCCAAUGGGGACACAGGACCUUGAGGCAGCUGUGGCUGCAGCUGCUGCGCCUCCUGUUUCUCCUCCUUCAGCCAAAGGUGCCACAUGGGAUGAUGCGGCCUUGCGGUCAGACAGCCCAGGGACGAAACGUGCCAAAUACCAACAACGGGUGGAAAUUGAUGCUCAAUCAGAGGUUCCACAAGAAGAUUCUACCAGUCAUGUUCCCAGUGAUACUAAAGGGGAUGAAGCCGAAGUUCCAGAUCACACCUCCUCGGAUGCCGAGCCUGAAGUGGCUGGACCACCGAAGGUCUUCACUCGCCGAGAUCAACUUUCCCUUCGUGCUGGGAAGAAAGAGGAGAAUGCAAAGACCAAGAAACAGAAGAACAAUCAGACCGGAGAAGAGAAGAAAGCUGACAAGAGAAAAACAUCGGCCAAAACUUCGGAGAAGAAAGAUGACAAGACCAAUGGAGAAGGACCAGAACCAGAGCAAAAGAAGAAAGGCUUCAACUGCUUUGGAUGGCGAGGGUGGCAUGCCUGACCAGCCAAAGGCCAGCGCAAAGGCAAAGAGCAAGCCAUCGCCCAAGUCAAAAGCAGUGAAAAAGUCCAAGAGUGCAGACAAGAAGCCGGAGAAGAAGAAGAGCCAGAAGAGUCAGAAGAAUCAGAAGGAGCCGAAGGAAAGCCAGAAGCCUGAGAAAAAGAAGCAUGCGAAAAAGACUGAGAAGACAGGAGAGACAGACAAGAAGCCGAGAGCCAGGUCAAUCAAGGUGUCUGAGGUAGAUGUGGAGGCUCACCCAGACUUGCAAGCUGAGAUUGCUUCGUGGGUCAAUGACAACAUCGACUACAAAGACUUGGCCACUUUGAAGGCAUGUGUCAAAGAAGCCCGUCUCAGGUUUGACUUCUUCCGGCUCAACAUCUACUGGACUACCUUCAAAUGCGGCUUGACCAUGCGAAAAAAUGGUGAAAAGGAAGGCGAUGUGGCCAACUUCAGCUUCUUUGAGAAGACCCUUCGAGCUUGCGCAGUUGCUAUUGCGUGUGCUGAGCAUUUGGCAUACUACAUGGACGAGUCGGAUGCUCCUGACGUUGCAGCUUUUGAGAAGUCGCUGGAGGAGUGGAAGCAGGCCUACCAGAUGGCUGGUGCUGCGGUUCUGCACCAGAACAUGGUGUGA